Messenger RNA from Ceratitis capitata (Mediterranean fruit fly), 1710 nucleotides. RefSeq names its product acyl-coenzyme A thioesterase 9, mitochondrial. Lineage: Eukaryota; Metazoa; Arthropoda; Insecta; Diptera; Tephritidae. Gene Ontology annotation, cellular component: mitochondrion. The coding region runs from base 143 to 1444 and encodes 433 amino acids. Gene Ontology annotation, molecular function: fatty acyl-CoA hydrolase activity. Gene Ontology annotation, biological process: acyl-CoA metabolic process. The record is from RefSeq and is a predicted model, not a curated record. The transcript has 5 exons.
ACAAAUUAGCAUAUGAUAGAAUAAUCGAUUUGCCAAAAUUCAGGCAGACGCAGCGUAAAUAGUAAAUAAUAUACCUAAACAUUUUACAAGGCAAACUCCAAUUAUCUUCCAACCUUGAAAACUCUUUUCAAGCAAUGAAGAAAUGAUUCGGACUCUGCAACUAAGUACGCGUUUGUUACGCCAACAACUAUCAUCCAGACCUGCUCUGAUCUCGGCGAAUUUCGCGACAACUUUAAGAGGGCACGGUGAAUCAACUCCAAAGUAUACAAUGGAUCAAGUGAAAAGUGAAAUAAUACUGCAUUUGGGUCUAGAAAGAGGCUAUCAUCCUAUACCAAAAAGUCGGGAACAUUUGUUAAAGUUUACUCCGAAACCAGAAGAUUUACCCGCACGUUCUAUGCAAGAUUCUUACACAUCGGCAUUGCUUCCACUUAGCACUGAUUUGCAACUUCAAGACAACUACGUCUCACAUUUGGGAAACGUGCGCAUGGGCCGUCUAAUGGAGGAUUUGGAUGCAUUUGCAGUAUGGGUUUGCCAUCAACAUGUGAAUGUGCCCAACCUUCCCGAAAAUGUUAAUUUGCCAUAUACUUUCGUAACCAUAUUGGUUGAUAAAAUCACUUUUAGUGACUUGGUUACUAAUGUUAAGGAAGAUAUACGAAUUUCCGGUCAUGUCUCUUGGGUAGGUCGAAGUUCAAUGGAAAUUGUGGUUUGGCUGGAACAAAAGUAUCAAGGUGUGUAUAAAAAAAUUACACGCGCAUUAUUUCUUAUGGCUGCACGCAACGCUACCAAUACUGGCGCUGCUCCGGUCAAUCCCAUCGUACCAGCUACGGAGGAAGAGAAACUAAUACUUUCUGGUGGCGAGGCGCGUAAGAAGCGAAGACAGUUAAUUCAAGCUCAGUCUAUUUUUAAAGUAGAACCUAACGAUUUCGAACAAAGCUUAAUGUAUGAUAUAUAUAAGAAAACAACGCCCACCAACACAAUGGAACUGAACAAACGUUUGCUCCCACCUCAUGCUCGUUGGAUGUCAGAGUGGAGUACAGUAACAACAAUACCAUCGUUCCCCGACAAUCGCAAUGCUCACAAUACCGUCUUUGGAGGAUUUUUGAUGCGUUUAGCUUUAGAGAACAGCUGGACGUCUGCUUUUUUAUACUGCGGUAAACGACCAAAAUUAACUCAUAUUUGUGAUAUUAGCUUUGAAAAGCCAGUCCCAGUUUCGUCUUUUAUAAAACUGACCUCUUACGUUGUAUAUACGGAAUUGAAUUAUGUGCAAAUAAUGACAGUUGCCGAUGUUUUGGACACUACUGGGGGUCAAGUUACUACUAAUUUAUUUUAUAGCACUUAUAAAGCAAAUGAGCAUGUACAUCAGAUAUUGCCAAGAUCCUACCAUGAGACUAUGUGGUAUAUCCAAGGAAGGCGCAAGUUUAAAUAUGCACUCGACUUGGAGUAGACCGCAUGUCCGCAGCCGACAAAAUCUCUUUAAUGAUGAUAUUAUUUAAAAAUUCAUUAAUUUGUUUUUUGAAAUUUGAAGCUAGCUUUACAAAUAGUAGCUUUUAUCGUAAGUAAAAAGUAUAUGUUCAUAUAUACAUACACAAACAUAUGUAUGUAUAUUGCUGCCGUAUAUUGAUUGGCUUACUUUAGAUAGACCCUAUUAUUUUUACUCAUUUAUGUCGGGUAUUUUUCAUGUAAAAUAAAGGGAAAAGAUAUUGAAAUUAU